Neltuma alba is the source of this 915-nucleotide messenger RNA. RefSeq names its product WRKY transcription factor 6-like. Gene Ontology annotation, molecular function: sequence-specific DNA binding; DNA-binding transcription factor activity. Lineage: Eukaryota; Viridiplantae; Streptophyta; Magnoliopsida; Fabales; Fabaceae. The transcript is spliced from 5 exons. The record is from RefSeq and is a predicted model, not a curated record. The annotation marks the transcript as partial. Gene Ontology annotation, biological process: regulation of DNA-templated transcription.
CUUCCAUGACUCUCUUUUGAUGCUCUUUCAACCACUUUCUUCCUCCUUUUACCCGCAUCAGGUACUUCUUCUUCUUCUUAUUCUUCCACGUUCACCAUGGAAGCCCAUUCUUCUCCCUCAACGACGUCGUUUUAUCACCAGAAACGUUUCCUGCAGGAGAUGGAUUUCUUCUCUGACAAAAAAAUCAAGACUGAUGAUUAUCAACAUGAUCAUGAUGAUGAUCUGAUGAUGCUAAACGGGCCCACAGAGCUUCACGCUGAUGCGAGUUUAGAUCUUGUGACUGUGACGAGCAGUAGCAACAGAUCGAUGGUGGAUGAUGGGGCAUCAUACGCCAUGGAAGAGAACAAGAAAAAAGAGUAUGUAGCUUUGUUAGCUGAAUUGCAGCAGAUAAAAGCUGAAAAUCAACGUCUGAGAGAUUUGCUUGAUCAAGUGAACCUAAACUACAAUGCCCUGAAAUUGAAACUUACCAAGCUCAAGCGGACGCAAAGUAAUAAUGAGGUAGAAGAAGGCAGUGGAGAUCAGAUUGAGAGGAAAAGAGGAAUGAAUAUGACAGGGCUAUUAGUUGAAGAUAGUAAUAAAAGUGAAGGCAAAUUGAGAGAAAGCAAAAGCAAUAAUAAUAUGCUUGAUUUGAUGGAAUGCAAGAUUGAGAAGAGCACAAAUAAUAAUGAUCAUCAGCCACUUAACAAAGGUUAUGGGAACGAUCAUCAUAAUAGUGAUCAUACAAAAAGCAUUUCAUCAGAAACCAUAUCACUCGUCAGGAAAGCUCGUGUUUCUGUUCGAGCUCGAUCUGAGACUCCAAUGAUAGCAGAUGGAUGCCAAUGGAGAAAAUAUGGGCAAAAGAUGGCAAAAGGAAACCCUUGUCCCCGAGCUUAUUAUCGUUGUUCCAUGGGAACUGCUUGUCCUGUACGAAAACAA